Molecule: messenger RNA, 2799 nt
Organism: Diospyros lotus (date-plum)
Lineage: Eukaryota; Viridiplantae; Streptophyta; Magnoliopsida; Ericales; Ebenaceae
Product: indole-3-acetic acid-amido synthetase GH3.6
Exons: 3
Coding region: 126-1970 (614 amino acids)
Cellular component (GO): cytoplasm
Molecular function (GO): indole-3-acetic acid amido synthetase activity
Source: RefSeq, a predicted model, not a curated record
UCUCCCUCUCCACCACUGCCAAACUCGACCCCCACCUCCUCCCUCCCCUGCUCCAGCACGCUCUUCUUCUCCUCUCUCUCUCUCUCUCUCUCUCUCUCAGACUUUGUUUGUUCUGAUUUUCAAACAUGCCUGAAGCUCCCAAGCUUAACACUGUUGUUAAUGGCACGGAUUACAGCCUUUCCGAGAAGAACAAAAAGGCUCUUCAGUUCAUUGAGGACGUGACGGCCAACGCCGACGACGUCCAGAAGCGUGUCCUCGCCGAAAUCCUCUCCUGCAACGCCGGCGUCGAGUACUUGCAGCGCCACGGGCUUUCUGGCCAAACUGAUCGCGACACGUUCAAGAACCUCAUUCCCGUCAUCGAAUAUGAAGACAUACAGCCCGAUAUUAAGCGUAUCGCCAAUGGCGACAAAUCCAAAAUCCUAUGCUCCCAUCCCAUUUCCGAAUUCUUAACCAGCUCCGGGACUUCCGGCGGCGAGAGGAAGCUGAUGCCCACCAUUGAAGAGGAGCUUUUGAGGAGGUCAUUGCUGUACAGCCUCUUGAUGCCAGUGAUGAACCAAUUCGUUCCGGGUCUGGAGAAAGGCAAAGGGAUGUACUUCUUGUUCAUUAAGCCCGAGGCCAAGACUCCGGGCGGGCUGGUGGAACGACCGGUUUUAACCAGCUACUACAAGAGCGCCCAUUUCAAGGACCGACCCUACGACCCGUACACCAACUACACCAGCCCGAAUGAGGCCAUUCUCUGCCCAGACUCCUACCAAAGCAUGUACUCCCAAAUGCUCUGCGGCCUCUGCCAGAACAAGGAAGUCCUCAGGGUCGGGGCGGUUUUCGCCUCGGGUUUCAUCCGGGCGAUCCGCUUCCUCGAGAAGCACUGGCCCCUCCUAUCGGCGGAUAUCCGGUCCGGAACCGUUAACCCGCAAAUCACGGACCCGUCCGUGAGGGAGGCAGUGAUGCGGGUCCUGAAACCUGACCCGAAACUUGCGGAUUUCAUAGAGUCCGAGUGUGGGAAAGAGUCAUGGCAAGGGAUCAUCACUAGGCUGUGGCCUAACACGAAGUAUGUGGAUGUUAUUGUGACUGGAACCAUGUCACAGUAUAUUCCAACUCUCGAUUACUAUAGCAAUGGGCUGCCCCUUGUUUGCACCAUGUAUGCUUCUUCCGAGUGUUAUUUUGGUGUCAACCUCAACCCUCUCUGCAAGCCCAGUGAUGUCUCCUACACCUUGAUCCCAACCAUGGCCUAUUUCGAGUUCUUACCAGUCAAUAGAAACAAUGGUCGCACCAAUUCCAUUAGACUUCCCAAUUCCCUCAAUGAGAGUGAACAGAAAGAGCUGGUUGAUCUUGUGGAUGUGAAGCUUGGCCAGGAGUAUGAGCUUAUUGUCACCACCUAUUCAGGGCUGUAUAGGUACCGGGUCGGGGACGUGCUUCGGGUGGCCGGGUUCAAGAACAAGGCGCCCCAAUUCAACUUCAUCUGCAGGAAGAAUGUGGUGCUGAGCAUUGAUUCCGACAAGACGGAUGAGGUUGAGCUGCACAAUGCAGUGAAGAAUGCGGUGAACCAUUUGAUGCCAUUUGAUGCCACAGUGAAUGAGUACACAAGCUAUGCCGACACCAAAACAAUCCCAGGCCACUACGUGCUUUUCUGGGAGAUGAACCUCAAGGGGUCCACCCCAAUUCCGCCAUCAGUGUUUGAGGAUUGCUGCCUGGCCAUCGAAGAGUCGCUCAACAGCGUGUACCGCCAGGGCCGGGUGUCCGAUAAGUCCAUUGGGCCAUUGGAGAUCAAGAUCGUGGAGAAUGGAACGUUUGAUAAGCUUAUGGACUAUGCCAUUAGCUUAGGGGCGUCGAUUAACCAGUACAAGGCGCCUAGAUGCGUCAAGUUUGCGCCCAUUGUGGAGCUGUUGAACUCCAAGGUGGUGUCGAGCUACUUCAGCCCCAAGUGUCCCAAAUGGGUUCCGGGCCACAAGCAGUGGAACAAUACAAAUUGAUCAAAUGUCCUCGGUUGGAUCCAUCAUCCAUGUCCAGAAAAAAGAACUGUUUUUGUGAUCAUCUUAUCUUAGGCAGAAAAGAAGAUGAAGAAAUUUACCCUUUUUAGGUCCCCCCCCCCCCCCCCCCCCCUUCUCUCUCCCUUUCUCUCUCUCGGUUUAAUUUUCAUUGUUUUUUUUAAAACCGUUGUUUAGCAUGAUGUAGGGCCUUGAAAUUAACCAUGUACAAAAACAGUUCCUGUUUCAAAAUCUCUCUCUCUCUCUCUCUCUCUCUCUGGUUUUAGCUAGUCGUCUUCAGGGGAUCAUUGAAAGUUCAUCUUUUGGGGUACUUUUUCUCAUAAUUCAAGGCAGAAAUUCUGCGCAUUGAACUGGGAUGUACUAAAAUGGAAAAAGGGUGCAAAUCCCACUCGGGAUUCCCUUAAUUUUUCUAUCAUAUUUUCGGGAAAAGCAAGCCAACUUUACCCCUCCUAUAAUUUAGUUCACUUGCAAUCUCUGUGUGUCUGUGGCUAAGCCAGGCGCCAGAGCUCAAGCAACUAACAGUUGUUUAUUGAGAGAGAGGGAGAGCCCCCCAUGUGUACAACUCACCUCCAAUCCAUCAAGGAAAAAGCAGUUCCAAGUGCAAGAGAUUAAUAAUGAUGUGGAGAAACAAAGGAAGAUUGAUGUUCGUCGUUAGUUGCGGUCAAAGCAAAGCAAAGCCGUGGGGGUUGGAAAAGGCCACUGACCGCACCCACAUUAACUGAAAGAAGGAUGGAGCUGCUGUUUGAACAUGGAAAACAUGAUUAGAUUGAACUGAUAGAAUGCCCACUGCUUAUGUUCAAAUUUUUAAGACCAC